Adineta ricciae is the source of this 2904-nucleotide messenger RNA. The record is from the annotation of a GenBank genome assembly. NCBI's taxonomy places the organism in Eukaryota, Metazoa, Rotifera, Eurotatoria, Adinetida, Adinetidae.
AUGGCGGCAUAUUUCAAAUUACCACUUUUUAACCAGCAAAACUAUGUAGAAAUCAAACUUUCACAACCGGAAGGAACCAGUCACUUUGCUGUUGCUACUGGAGGUGACAUGGACAUCGUCUGUUGUGUUGACGUCAGCGGUUCGAUGUCUGGUAGUCCUAUAAACAAUGUUUGUGAAGUCUUACGUGAUAUAUAUCAACGUACACAAAAAGACUAUCGUCUAUUCACGUACAAUACUCAGACAGAUGGCAAACGUACAUUAAAGACAUUAUUUGAACGAAACGAAAGUUUGCAUGCCAGUGGUGGAACUUCAUUUGCCAGUAUAUUUACUGCCAUCAAAGAUUAUCUUCUACAAAAUGCAUCAGCAAAAAAGCCAAUAACCUUCAUAUUUAUGACUGAUGGACAAGAUAAUGAGCCAAAUGGGUCAGCGUUGCAAAAGAGUAUUCAAAUGUUAAAAUUGAUAUUGAGUGGAAUGACAAAUCUGCCUCCCAUUACGUUCCAUGUGAUCGGUUUCGGUGAAGUGAACGACGCAUUUCUUAAUCAAAUCCGAACGUUUGGCACUCGUCAAGGUCUCUUUCGUUAUUCGACAGAAUCCAAAGAAUUACAGAAUAAUUUUAAUGAUAUGUUCGAAUGUGCAUUGAAUAUUCGUCAAUUCACUAUCAAGUUCCCAAAUGGGAAAACUUAUAUUGCAAAUAGUAUUGAUAACGAAACCGUUGGCUUUCUUACAAACGAUGGUGACGAUCUCAGUGCAAUGACCGAACUGACACUCAUUGAUGAUACAACAACAGCAACACAAUUUCCUCUGCUACCGAUGAAGGACAUCCGCGCGAUACAUCUUCUGCAUGCGCUGAAUCUUAUUCAGCCAGAAAACGAAGAACAGGUCAAAUCAAUUCAAGCCUAUUUGAAUGAUAUUCGAAUAACAAAUAGCAAAAAUUUUGCGGAACGUCUGGAAGCCGAAGAAAUUUACAAGGAAAUCGAUCAACGCAUGAUGGAAUAUCGACAGUUAUUCACACAAUUGAAUAUGACUCAAGUACCCGAACGUGUCAAAUUGCAAUUGAGUGCAUUGAGACAUGAUCCAAUAUUUGCGAAUACCCAACGAAAGAAGAAGUUGGACUUGAGAGUCUACAAGAAUGUCAAUUAUUUCAAAAAAACAGAUAUCAGUGGGAUAUUACAAGGAUAUAAAGAUUCUAUUACGCCGAAUACAUGGCAACAGAUUAAAGAACAGAAACAGGAUUGGGUAGAUAUCUAUUCUAAUGAAGAUAUCUAUGAAGUUAUGAGAAAAUCAACCGAUAAUAUCUUAUGUUUGGGUAUUUUUGUUCAACGUGACGAAGAAGUCAUCAACAAUCCCGCGAAAGGUUUAAAACUUUUGAAAGUGACCAACACUAUAAUUUCUUACGACUCAUUUAUCAAUGGAAUGAAUGUAGCAAAAAAUAAUCAACAAGCUCAAGGACAAUUCACUACUUUAAAUGAUCUCUAUUCUAUUUCUGGUGCUCUCGCCGACGAACAAAUCAAUGCAGUCAUACCUUUGUAUAUCAAUGAUGAACAUAUGAAACGAAUACGUAUACUUGAAGGUAUUUGGCUUGGUUAUCUCUAUACGUUAGAUAGUUACGGAUAUGAUAAACAACAAGAAGUUGCACUUUUAAAAUUACUCUUUGAAAUUAUUCAACAAAGUCCAAAUACCCAACGACAAAAACAAAUCUUAAUCGAAUUAGAGAAAGUAUGUCGAUUUAUAAUCGAUGAAUCCCAAGGUUUUAAAACUGCCGAACCAUUUGGUGAAAAGACCCAUGAAAAACUAUUGAAUCGAUUACCCAUUGCGAAUACUCAAGAUUAUGAUUUAUCUAUACCAUUAAUGAUUGGUUAUUUAAGAAACGAUCUUACAUCUGUUCUCGUACCAAUUUAUUAUGAAUAUCUUCGACAAGAAUAUCUAAAGAAAUAUCCAAAAAAUUCAACAAAAGUGAAAACAAUUGUAGAAAAUCUUAUCUAUGGUUGUAAUGUAAAAGAUUUACCAACUACUUCAAGUGAGAAUAAUUCAAACACAUUAGUCGAAAACAGCGUACCGGAUUUUAUUGAAAGAUCUUUUAUCGAUUAUUUUCAUGAAAUAUUGUCUGAACCAAUUCGAUUAACAUCAAAAAAAAUAAUGGAACAAACUCAGGCACGAACAAUACGUAAGGAAAUCGAAUUGGAUUAUAUUAAAAGUUUGCUCUUACCAUUACCCGAUUUCAUUCGAGCUAUGUUAAUUCGUUGUCAAAUCGAUGAAGAUUACAUUGAAAAACAUUUUGAUUACGAUACUUUAAGAUAUGAAUUCUUAAUUACAUUUUAUUAUUUGAUAUAUUCCGAUACAAAUAGUGGAGGACUUUUAUAUUUACCAAAGAAAGAAAAUAUUUUAUCUAUUAUUGAUGGAAAAUUCCAAUGUGAGAAACAAUCUACUGUAGUUCAUAAUUACGGAGUAGAUUCCCAUCUCGUUAUUUAUGUUGCUCUGAACUGUAAGACAUUGGAAGGUUUUGCUGGUGUCAUGCAAAAAUAUUGCCCAGACCGUCGUGAUUAUAUAUUUAGUCAGGUUUUUAUAGAAUUACUUGAAUCGUUUGAUAAAAACGAAGAUGAUGCCGUUGACGGAGCAACUAAGAAAGAAAAAUUAAUGGCUUUGCUAAAAAAUCAAAUUCCAACAACAAUGUCCACUAAAGUAAUUUACAAGGAUAUGGAAGAGUGUCAUUCAUUACCAUCCAUAGAUGAACAAUUAUGUAAAUUGCGACGAUUUAUUGAUGAAAAGGAAGUUGAAGAGGUUACAUUACAAAAUCAAGGAAGACUAAUAGUUUAUUGUCGCAGAACACUUUUAGAAGAUCGACAAUGUCGAAGAAAGAGAAACUAUCGAUUUUUCUUAUACCCAAUUUAUGAAGAUUCCUUUUGA